AUGACGCGUGCGUACAUCACGGCCAUUCCCGUUGGGGUGGUGAUGCGGAAGGCCGGCUACUCGGGACUCAAGCAAGACUACUUCUUGGGGCGCAGCAGGGUCGAGCCCUCCGACAAACUCCUGGACCUCCUCGCCGAGCACUUCUUCCCCGGCGUGGAUGCUAUGCUGCGCGAUGAAAUCUCUGUCCGCAUGGACACCCAGUAUCACAACAUGUCCCUCAAGGAGGCGCUGAAAAAGGAGGUCGAGCGCUCGGCGCUCGAGAAGCUAGGCCUUCAGGAGAUGUUCGAAAUGCAAAACGACACCAUCGCGUCGCUCACCGCCGAGCUUGCUCGAGUCACCGAGGCACUCCGUGUGUCAGAAGCCCGGAGGAUGCCGGCGGCGCCGCCGUCGGCGACCGAGCAAGCAUCGAGCAAGGGUGGCUCCGCGGAUUUGGCCAACACGGGGACCGGAGCCAAGAGAGAUGAUGGGAAACCCCCGCCACCCCCCCAGACGGCAGAGGAGGCCAGUUACGAGCUCAACGUCGUGCAACCUUGGCGGGAGGCAAAGACCGUGCGGGACGCUUGGCGCUUCUGGAACUCCGCCACCACCAAUGACACCCGUCGUCUUUGCGACAGGGUCGCCGAGCCGGGGUUUAUCGACCGCCACACCCUCCUCAAAGGCGCGACACAGGGUGCACUCAGCGUGAGGGUGCGCCGCAUGCUGAAGGCCAUGGAUGUGGUGCGCCAGCUACGCGCGAGCGACGGCGAUGCCGACACCGAAGCCGUGGUCGAUGCACUGAACACGAUCGCGGCACCGGGCAUUGGGACCUUCUGCGAUGCCCUCACGGUGCUCAACCCGGAGACGGCACCGACGAUGUCCAAGGAGCCUGGCAUGGGCGUCAAGGGGCUUGCCCCCAAGGUGGUCUCGAAGCUACGCCUCGCCUGUGCGCUGGUGGCGCUCGAGCUGAAGCCGAGGACGUGGGUCGACCGCCUGUUUCCAGACACCUGGGAGGUGCAGAUGCCGAAGACCGUGGCCGACUUGGCCAAGCAGACCGCACCUGCGCAGCGUCCUCCAACAAAGCGCAAGAAGUCGGCAUGA
This is a messenger RNA of Closterium sp. NIES-65, 1077 nucleotides long. NCBI's taxonomy places the organism in Eukaryota, Viridiplantae, Streptophyta, Zygnematophyceae, Desmidiales, Closteriaceae. The record is from the annotation of a GenBank genome assembly.